Messenger RNA from Fibroporia radiculosa, 3291 nucleotides. RefSeq lists its product as uncharacterized. Bases 1 to 3291 code for a protein of 1096 amino acids. The record is from RefSeq and is a predicted model, not a curated record. Gene Ontology annotation, molecular function: RNA polymerase II complex binding. Gene Ontology annotation, biological process: regulation of DNA-templated transcription. The transcript is spliced from 13 exons. NCBI's taxonomy places the organism in Eukaryota, Fungi, Basidiomycota, Agaricomycetes, Polyporales, Fibroporiaceae. Gene Ontology annotation, cellular component: Cdc73/Paf1 complex.
AUGAACGGAACGCAUUCACCAUCGCCCCCGCCGGCGGGAGGCCGCUCUAUUGAUAUCGAGCUCGGUAGCCAUGAAGUUAUCAACAUCGAACUGGACGGACUUGACCCGAAUCCGGAAGACCUUCUGGACUUGCUCAGGGAGGGAGAAUGUAAAGUGUGGAUAUGGUCGCGUCUUGCAUCCGAAUACUGGCGGAGGGGUUGGCUAGAUGCAGCAGAAAAGAUUGCACAGACGGCCAUUGAAUCCCUUCAGGCCAAUGGUGUUGGUGCACAACUUCCUCCAAUAUAUGCUCUACUGGCAAAUGUACAAAUUGCUCGCGCCAGUAAAGCACCGAAGUUGAUCUUGCAAGACGCCCGGGAGGAUGUUAUGACCACUGAGAGAUCCAGAGAUGAACAUUUCAAGGAUGCGGCGCAGUAUUUCAACUCUGGAGAGAAGCUUGCGGCGGACUCUGGCGAAGUUGGCACUUUGUUAGCGGUCUUAACCCGCGGUGUACUGCAGAUGGGGACAAGGGCUAUGGAUGAUGCUCUACGCUCGUUCGAUGGCGUGCUCUCGCAAAAGCCCACUAAUGCGGUCGCGCUUUUAGGCAAAGCGAAGAUUCUAUAUGCACGACGUCAAUUCGCCCAAGCAUUGAAACUUUUCCAAACAGUCUUAAAGUUGAACCCUAACUGUCUCCCCGAUCCCCGCAUCGGUAUUGGCCUAUGCUUGUGGGCUAUGGAUUAUAAGGCUAAGGCCAAGGCGGCCUGGCAGCGCAGCGCCGAGGUGAAUCCAAAUGAAUGGUCUCCACAAUUACUUCUUGGUCUGGAGGCUAUCAAUUCUAGUAGAAAUGAGAGCCAGACCCAGGAAGAGCGCAAGAACGAGCUGAUUGUUGGCACGCGCUAUAUUGAACGUGCCUUCAGAGCAAACCAGCGAAAUUCGGCGGCUGCUAAUGCUCUCUGUGAGCUGUUCCUACAAAAGGGCCAGCAUAAAAUGGCAUUAAAGCUUGCGGAACGCGCUAUUCAGUUCACUGACGUCAAAACCAUAUUAACUGAUGGCUACAUUCGAGCGGGACGUGUUUCCCAUACGGUUGGCUCAACCGUGGAAGCGUCAAAGUAUUUCACGAGAGCUAGGGAAGGUCAGCCAACGAGUGUACUGGCAAACAUUGGCUUGGCACAGAUUCAGAUGAAGCAUGAUGAAAUCCCAGCUGCGAUACAUACCCUGGAUAGCUUGCUGCAGCAAAACCACGGUCAGCAGCGACCUGUCGAGGCCAUGGUGAUGCUCGCUUCCCUUCGUGCUCAUCCACGAGUAGGAAUGUCCAGUCCGGAUCAAGCUGCGGAGAGGCUGCGUGCACGCGAUCUCUUUGACCAGGUGUUCAAGGCUCUCGCGCUAUCUGAGGAUCACCAUGCACGUGUAGACAGCUCGCCGAAGAUCUCUGGUAGGUCCGCGCGCAAAAUUGCCGAAGACAUGGACGUGUACAUUGAGAUGGCCCGGCUAUGGCAGGGUGAAAAUUUGGAACGGAUGGAACGCGCUCUGAAGGAGGCAUCGAGGGUUUGCGAGGCCAGCGGAAAAACUGAUCCUCGACUCCUGAACAACCUCGCUGUUCUGCAAUACUUGGAGGGGAAUUUGGAAGCCGCGCGGACAAUGUACGAGACCGCUAUCACACAAGUAACGACUCUCGACUCGCAUAUCGUCGAAGGUUUGUCGACGACUAUGUUGUAUAAUCUUGCCAGGACCUACGAGGAGCAGGGAGAAGAGACUAUGGCAAAGGAGGCUUAUGAGAAACUUUUGGAUCGGCAUCCAGAAUAUGUCGAUGCGAAAUUACGGCAAGCACAAAUGUUGUCUAACGUCAGUCGGAACAACGAAGCGCACGAGCUUGUCAAGCAGGCACUGGCAUCACAGAACAAUAAUCUCAACUUGCGCGCCUUCUAUACGUAUUUCCUCGUCCAAUCGCAUAACUUCAAACCAGCGAAGGAACUUGUCUUCACCACUCUCCGAGAUCACGACAAGCAUGAUAUUUAUUCAUUAUGCGCGGCAGGCUGGAUUCAGUACCAUCAGGCGCGAGAAAGUCGCGACGCAUCUCCCAAAGGUAUUGAAGAGCGCAGACGUGGAUUCCAACGAUCUGCUGAGUUCUACGAGAAAGCUCUCCACCUCGAUCCCAUGUGUGCCAUCGCGGCGCAGGGCUUAGCGAUUGUGACGGCUGAGGAUGCCUUAGGAAACUUGGGUGGGAGUCUCGCUCCGACUACACAAGACGAGAAUCACAGGCGUAUCAAGAACGCGCGCGAGGCGCUUGACAUAUUUGCGAAAGUCAGAGAAUCACUCAACGAUGGUAGCGUCUACGUGAAUAUGGGCCAUUGCUAUUACGCAUGCGACGAGUUUGAUCGAGCUAUUGAGAGUUUCGAGACGGCAUCGAAGCGGUAUUAUGGUGGCCACAAUGUUCCUACCCUCCUAUACCUGUGCAGGUCCUGGUACUCGAAGGCCAACAAAGACCAAUCUUUCAGCGCUAUGUGUACCGCAUUACAAUAUGCUCAGAAGGCAUACCAUUUGCACCCAUUUGACAAAGCAACGCUUUAUAACAUUGCGAUGAUCCAGCAGAAAGCUGCAGAGAUGUUAUCAUCUGUUCCUCCCGCCAAGCGUUCCCUUAAGGAUCUUCAACGGGCUAUUGAACAGGCUAGCAAUGCGCAGAAACUAUUCGCGUCUUUGGCAGCGGAUAAAUCGCCAUUAGUCCCGUAUAGUCGUGACAUGGCUGACCAGCGUCGGAAGUACGGUGACAGCGUGUUGCGGAAAUGCGAUGAACAUCUUGCUGCGCAGAGAACAUGGGAAGAGGAGACGCAGGCCAAGAUAGAAGCGGCGCGACAAAAGCGACAGCACGAGCGGGAACAGCAGGAAGCGCUUGAGCGUCAGCGCGUGGAGGAGCUCAAAAAGCAAGCACAAGUGCUUGCAGAAGAGCGGAGGAAGGCGAGAGAGCAAGCCUUGGAAUGGACACGUGAUAUCAAGAUGGAGAGUGACGAGGAGAGAGAGCGCAAAGCGAUCAAAAAGGCUAAUAGGAAAGUGAAGGCAGAGGUAGGCAGUGGAGAUGAAGCAUUAGGAGAACCCAAGAAGAAGCGUCGUGGCAAGCUCAAGAGAACUAGUGGCGUUGCAGACGGUGAAGAGGCGUUGUUUAGUGGUGAUGAGGAACCAGAUAAACCGGCAAAGAAGCGGCAAUCCAAGAAACGUGUCGUGAGAGAUGACGAUGAGGACGAAGAGGCCGCGGGAGGCCCUCGGAAGAAACAAAUUAAAAGUAAAGAGUAUAUAUCGGACUCUGACGAGGAAAUGUCGUAA